GUAAAAUACAGAAAAGAAAAGAUUGUACUUUGGAUCUUAGAAAUAUUUUCAUGAAAUUUCAUGAAAUUACAGUUUCAAUAUAAAUUAAAAGGAAACCUCUCACUACUAUCUAACAUACCUCUAAAAACAUCGAUAUUUACAAAUGUUCACAUCUAAAUUAAGGGUACUUCAUUGCACCAUCAACAGUGUGGUGGUAAACAUGUUCCUGUUCUGGACAACAGUUUAUCUUGGCAUUGGUCUUAUUUGCACCUAUUAAACUGCAAAUCAUGUGAGAAAUGCCAGACUUUCUCAAAGGAAACAGCUGGGCCACUAAAGAUUGCCAAACUCUUGAAGUCUGUCAGAUUAGUUCAGUAAAUGUGGUAUGCCCAUUGGUAAAGAAAACUAUAACUAUUUUUUAAAAUUACUUUGAAGCUAAGAGAUAAUUUACACUUUGAUUUUCUCUAAGGUUCAGUGAAGCCUUGAACAGGUCUUAUUUUAUCUAAUCCAAUUGUGCCUCUUUUUAGUGAUAAUAUAUGUGUUUUCCACCAUAGUAGGUCUAUUUUUGCCUUAUCUGUGUGGUAAAUUUCUUCUUGAUAUUUAUGUUUCUACAUGUUUUAUUGUAGGAGAAAUUCCAAAUCUUUCAGUUAAGUCUUAAAAUUGCUUCACAUGAAGGAGGAAACCUUGAUCAAAAGAAGAAUGGUCUGACUCACAGGUCAUCUUCAGAAUAAAGCCAAACCUAAAAAGCAGUGAUCCAGAACCUUUCCACAACCAGAAGAGAUGAGCACUGAGAGGCCUUUCAACUUAAUCAAACACCCAGGGCAGACAAGCAUUCCUUCCCUUGAAAAUAUAAGUGAUUUUUCCUUAAAUGUCACAGACUGCAUCCAGAUUGUGGUGCCAGAGGAAGUUUUUUUCACUGUUGCUGCUGCUGGGAUACUGGAAAAUCUGCUUAUCCUUAUUGCUGUUGUUAGAAAUAAGAACUUGCAUUUGCCCAUGUACUUUUUCAUUUGCAGUUUAGCCAUUUCAGACAUGUUAGGUAGCUUGUACAAAACUCUGGAGAACAUCUUUAUCAUCUUGUGCAAAAUGGGAUACCUGACACGUCAUGGGGACUUUGAGAAAAAACUGGAUGAUGCCAUGGAUUCCAUGUUCAUUCUGUCUUUACUGGGAUCUAUUUUCAGCUUACUGGCUAUUGCAGCAGAUCGAUACAUCACUAUCUUCUAUGCUUUGCGGUACCAUAAUAUCAUGACACUGAGAAGGGCCUUGGUUAUCCUGGCAAUCAUUUGGACCUUCUGUGCUGGCAGUAGCAUUGCCAUUGCCCUCUUCUCCUAUGAAGCUGCAACAGUCAUUCCCUUCACUAUCCUGUUCCCUCUAAUGAUGUUUUUUAUACUGUGCCUCUAUGUCCAUAUGUUCCUCCUGGCUCGAUCUCAUGCUAAAAUGAUUGCCUCACUGCCCACCAGCACAGUCCACCAGAGAACUAACAUGAAAGGAGUAAUUACAUUGACUAUUUUUCUUGGAGUUUUCCUUUGCUGUUGGGCCCCCUUUGUUCUUCACAUCCUCUUAGCAAGGUUUUGCCCACAUAACCCUUACUGUGCUUGCUACAUGUCCAUUUUCCAUGUGAAUGGGACACUCAUAAUGUGCAAUGCGAUCAUUGACCCUAUGAUUUUUGCAUUUCGAAGCCCAGAAUUGAGGAGUACAUUUAAGAAGAUGUUUUACUGUUCCAGGUCAAACUGGAACUGGAACUGGUAAACACUUAGUGAAAAAUUAAGAUUAUAGAAGCACCUGUGGAGUGCUGUGCAACAUCUGUUUGCGGAGUCAAAAAUACCAACAAGUAUGCCGACAGUAAUACUUUGUAUAUUGCAGUGUAUUACCAGAGAUUUUUCAGAAGACGACCAAAGAAUACAUAAAAACCAACUAUGCUUACAAAUCUUUUUCAAGUAGACCUCCAGAGAUAUUACUAAGCUAAUUCUGUUGACAAUGUUCAUGAAAGUUAAAAAAAAAAAAUACAGUCUUAACUAUCUUUUGUCAUUUCAGGAAAACUCAAAUUAAAUCUUCUGCAUCCAGUGUUACAUUACCACAAAGAUGAGCCAACUCACUCUAUAUCAAUAAUUUCAAUUCAAGGUGUAUACUACUUUAAAAUUCUGUUGUUUAAAUUGCAGUGAAAUGAAUAUUUAUUUCUAAACUGCGCAUUUGUAUAAAAGUCUAUGAUUAGGCAGAAAAUAUGGAUUUUGCUGAAAGAGUGAACUCAUGACUCUUCUUUAUCAUCUAGUCUCCUUAAAAUCAUGCAAUUAGUGACCUCUAAGUUUCAAAACAAUUUUCAGAGUUAAGUCCAAGAGAAAAGGAUAUUUUGGACUGAAUUCUCCAAAUGUAAAUGAUAAUGCAACUAUAUGAUAAAAUGUUAACGUCAUAACAUCUAAACAUAGAGAAAUAAUCAUUAAAGAAAGCACUAUACAUUUAGCCCUGCAAUGGGGAGCAUCCAAGACAGAUUUAUAUCAAAAUCCAAAAUUCAGCAGUAAAACAUAACAUUGAAAUUCUAUUUAAAGUCCUUUGCUAAAGACUCGUUCUCUUGUGGAGACUCUGGCAGUUAGGUCUUAGAAGGGUAUCCACAGGAAAGCUGGGGGUGAACAAGGUCAUGGCUACAGCAGACCUCAAAUGGCGCCACCUGCUACUGCUUUCUUCUGCCACACCAGACAGGGUAGUCAUCAGACAAGUGUGGUUUGGUCUGGAGGAAACAGGUCACCUUGGACCCAGCUGCCUUCAGCCCUCAUCUGACUACCCUCAGCUACACAAAAGUCUCAGAAGCUGGCUGGUUCCAAUCACCUUUUGCAACAUUCCCAGGCCCAGGGCAAAGACAAGGAGUAGUGGUCACUCACAGACCCUGGAGCCAGAGCCCAUCUCCCAUCACUACAUUGCCAUCUCUUUGCUUUGCAACAAGGACCUGGGCUUCUACCUGACCAAACAAAAUCCAUCCUACAAGCACACCUCUGAUCGCACUCCUCUUGGCCCUACUUCAGUGGCACAGCAAACUGUCCUCCAGUAACCCAACAUCUGCCCACUCCUUCCCUGACUGUCCCACUGUCUUUCCCAGCACCAUCACCAAGCCUCCAGCCACUAUCUAUCUGCAAAACACAGAGCAGUCGUGGUUAUGCAAGUUAGGGCCCAGUGAGAUUUUUUUUCCAUUUAGCUUGUUAAAACAAGGCGACAACACUUGGGCAGAAAAUUUUUUGCAGGUUUUAUUCCACAUCGUUUUCUUUGACUUAAAAGUAUUUCUACAGUUACUCACGCUGGAUCUCCUACUGCCAUGAGAUCCAAGCACUGUCAGGAACUGGUUCCCACUAGAAAUUAACUGCCUGUUCUUUGUAGCCUACCUGGUCUAAUCUGUGGAUACAGUCAGAUCAACACCUCGGAGCAUGUGUUCCUGUCAUGAUGCCUGAGCAACACCUAAAUCUUUGUGAUUAUGUCUGUAAAUUGAUGAUAGACACUUGAUGGCUGUUACUGUCAGAGUCUGCCUCUAAUGCCCAGACAACCAGCAAGACUGGGAAAAAGCUGCAAGGUAGCCAGGUUGCAAACAAUAAGAACUGCCUGUUGUUCUCCAUUUUUGUCUAAGAAACAACAGAAUUUGCCGUUUUUACUGGGUAAAUUUGUAAGAAAGAUAGAUCUUCUCUGCAUCUGCAAUACAGCUGAAAUCUGUGUCUACAAUAUUAGAUCUCAAGAUGAAACCAAGGAUUAUGGUAAGAGCCAAUAUAAAAUACAAAAGACACAUAUAAACCUUUUUCUUCAGGUUGCACUGGUUAUGAUUAAAUGAAGCAUUCUCUUGAAAAUAUUUCCUUUCUGGAGACAAACAGUCAGGAAGAGCACAAAAUAUUCUUGUAUAAAAAAGCUUCUAGAAAUAUUAUAUUUUUUCAGUCUGCCUACAUUUGUUGCAUGCCAGCAGAUGGGUAAAUCUCCAUACAUUAUCUCCUAACUGACUAAAUUUGACUUGAAUUUUAGUUGUUCUGCAGUGUCCAAGCAAGUCUCUCUGUCUCACAUACUAAUAUCUUCAUAUAUUGCUCUUUGAGCAGGUUCUUUAAGCUAUGAUUUGUGAACCUUUAAUCAUAUUGUGCUGAAGUUAUUAUUUAAAUUCUCCUCUGAUAUAUUAAUGUAUAACAGUGAACACUUUCCUCAGAUUUUGGGACUUCCCUUCAUCUGCCCAUCUUUAAAUUACAAAUGUUUGGGAGGCAGAACUGUACCUUAGCUUUGAAAGAAAAAAGUUCAUUUGGAUCCUACCAGAAGCUAACAAGCCUGAAAGGAACAUCUAGUCCUUUGAAAAUCACAAUCAACACUACAAUCAAUGUUUCAUUUGGAAGCAUCCACAGAACUUCAUAGCCUCUGGCAACAAAACAUUUCCUAGUCACUUACUGCAAAAACAAAUAAGAAAAGCUCCUCCUCUGUUUUUGUUGUUUUGAACUGAACUUCAUGUUCAGAAAUAAAGUGAACAAAUCUGAUAAAGACACCCAGGGGAAUUAAUUCCACUGGAACAGUCGGGAUGACAGUGAGAGACAAACUUGCAGAGCAGUUUUAUUUUGGUCACAAAUUAGCAAGACAAAUACAGGGGUUUUGUGAGAAAAUACAGUUGAAAGUUGAAAAAUCUUGUUUCAGUGAAUUAUUGUCCUGGGCAAGACUUUCAGAAAAAUAGGUGCCUUAGACUCCUACUAGCUGAACAAAAUUUCAGUUUCUCAAACAAAAUUAAACUCUUAAAAUGAUACAUUUAUUCAAAUAGAAUUGUAGCUAAGUAGGGUAUGUUUUUUAAUUCUCUCCAAGGUAAUUGCAGCAGAUAGCACCCAUUGCAUCUGUAUCACUCAAUAGCACUUUAAUAUGCCUUCGUUUGAAGGGGCAUCUUUUCAAAAGAUACAAUGCUGUCAAGAGCUUCCGAUUCAAAGAGGAUGACUCAAAGUACAAUUCUGGAGAAUAGAAUGUGACCACUUAAGAAAACUUUUCAUGUCCAUUUGAAAGCAGUUUUCUCAUGUCCAUAAAUCCCCUCACCUCUAUAAGACAAAGGUCAGGCUGUUGAGCUGUCAUACAUAGUCUAAUGAGUGACCAUUAACUAUCAAGUAAUUCUGGAUAACCCAUCUGGAGUACAAAUGUCUACUGAGUAACUAAAAUUAUUUAUCCCUUUCCAUAAUUAUUUUUUUUUACAUUACAACUAUGAGAUGGGUUUGAUUGCUCCAUUUAUGCUACCAUUUGCUACAACCUCAACAGUUACACCUAAACUUUGUAUGAACUAUCUGGAUAAAGGUAGAGUUAGUCAAAAACCACUUGAGAACAAGAGGAGUUACUCCAUCGUCAACUUCACACCCUCUGACAACCUGACCAAGGAUGGCAGAGAUGGAGCACGUGACCUGGGUGGAUACUUGUAUGGAGAUUGCAGCAGUAGUAAGCUGUAUAGAAAGAUUUCCAGAACAAAAAGACAGAUUGCCCUGAUGGAUCCCAGAGGAGCUCCAUGGCCACUGGCCCCCACAAUGCCCUGACUCUGCCUCUUAUAAUGUCAGGCAGUUAAGAGACAUUUUCACAGAGUCUGAAGCCACCCAGGAGCCUCUGCAUCAUCAUGGCAUGAGAGCAUUCAGCUCUGCAAGGAGUCUUGGUGUCAGCAUAACACUAUGAGGUUAAGUACAGCCUCUAAAGCCAGCAAGAAAUGUCUUCAGCUCCUUUAAAAUCCUAUCACUUAUGUUUUUCUGGGUAAUUGUGCAUGACAAUUUAAAUUGUGUCUCAGUGUUUGGUGGCACUGAAAGUACAGGUUAGAUGUCUUCCAAUUCAAAACUAGCUUACCAGUCCAGGGAUUCCUGCAGCUACUCACUUUCAAAAUUAAUUGUUAUUAUCCACCAUGAUAAAUAUGCAUUUGAACUUUCACUUGAAUUUUAAAGAGCAAUCUACAGAGUUGCUUCACUGAUGCACCUUUUCAGUCUUACAGUCUACAGCCCUACAUUUUCAUUUACUUGAGAAAUGAGACCACUGCCUAGCAAUUUGGGUAAUCAUAUCUGGUGUUACAGCUAAACCUGUCUUUAACUGCCAGUCUGCGCAACAAGGAAAAAAGGAAGAGGGGAAAAAAGUGCUUCAGCCCAGCACGGAGCAGUCCAUGUCAGAGGGCAAGCCGAGAGGAACUGACGGUGGCUUCGAGGCUCUCAUCUGUGCUUCCCCUCAGAUCACAGUAAAGCCUUUGAAAGAGACUGGAUGAGCAGGCAGAUGAAAGAAGCACAGCCUUGAAAGUAAGAGCUGGAUGGUUAUUAAGGGGCUGAGACUGGCAGCAUGUCCCAUUAGAGGAGCUGGCACUAGGGGCAGUUAGAAGCCUGGGAACAGACCGAGGGAAAAUGGUUGAUGAAGAAUAAUCAUUUUUUAAAAUAAUGGUGUUAAAUGAACUAAAUCAUUUGCUCAGCCUGUUUCUAAACUGAAGGUUUUUUCUGGGUGGCUCAGGAGUACCAGGGGCACGAGAAAGCUCAUCGCACAGAGGGUCCCUCGGUUGCCAAGCUGGAAACAUUGCCAGCAAAGCCAGGGUCAGGUAAGGAGAGACAGGGGCAGGGAAACAAGUGAUUUCUAGGAUUGGGUGGCACAGCAUGGAAGUAAGUAGAACAGAGAAACAAACAGGUGGAGAGGCCAUAUUCAUCCUGCAUUGCUGGAAAGAAAUGUGUAGAGCUGAGAGAGAAGAAGAAAUGAAGUAACAUUCAGGGUCAGACAAACAAAAGAAAUAUUGAGAGAUGAGUGAAAGCAGCAAAGGUGACCAGAACACUGCUUUUGCUCUUGAUUUGCAAUAACAACCAAUAAUUGGUGGAUUUCUUCAACUUGCAUUUUCCACUCUAUAUUGAUGUAUCGGGUAGAAAUAUCCAGGCACUGGCAGUGGAGACUGCAGGGUGCCCUCUAUGAGAAGAAGUCAGGACUCCUCCAUGGGACCGAGCUGGUUCCACCAGCUUCAACAGACCCACCACAGGGCACAGCUGAGCUCUGCAGUCAAGACAGUGGCACUUCUGUGCACAUGGGCUUAUGCAAAGGUAAAGACAGUGCACAGCAGCCAUGAGACACGAGUAGGGGAAAAUGCAAGAGAAACAUCCCCACAGACACCAAGGUGAGAGACAAAAGAAGGUGAAAAGGUGCUGUAGGUUCUGAAGCAGCACUCCCUGACAGCCUGUGGAGAUGACCAUGGUGAAGCAGGUAUUUCUAUGCAGCCCUUGGAGACAACCAGGCCACAGCAGCUAUUCACACGGCAGCCCAUGGAAGACUCCAUGUUAGAGCAGGUGGAUAUUUCCUGAAGGAACCUGUGGAAAACCCAUGCUGAAUAGGUUUACCCCAAAGGGCUGCAGCCCAUGGAGAGGACCCAUCCUGGAGCAGAAAAAAAUCAUGAAGUGUAAGGAGCAGCAGAGAGUAACUGCUAUGGACUGACCACAACUCUGCUUCUAUAUUGUGCUGGGGGCAGAGGACAAUGUAGACUAAGAAAUUAAGAAAUGAAGUUGAGUCUGGGAAGAAGGGGAGGGUGGUGGAAAGGUCUUUGUUUUGUCUUUGUUUCUCACCAUCCUACUCUGUUUUAAUUGGCAAUAAAUUAAUUUUUCCCCAGGUUGAGCCUGUUUUGUUUAUGACAAUAACUGGUGAGCAAUCUUUCUGUCUUUAUCUUGACCAACAAGCUUUUUUUGUUUUGUUUUCUCCCCCUGUCCUGUUUAGGAGGGGAAUUGAGAGAGGAGGCUGGGUAGGCACCUGACAGCCAGCCAAAGUCAAGACCCCACAAUCAACCCUAUAAAUAAGAAUUAACAUUUCUAGUCUAGAGAUCAGGUGCAGAAGAACUGCAACG
Molecule: messenger RNA, 7783 nt
Organism: Pseudopipra pipra
Lineage: Eukaryota; Metazoa; Chordata; Aves; Passeriformes; Pipridae
Gene: MC2R
Product: melanocortin 2 receptor
Exons: 1
Coding region: 757-1722 (321 amino acids)
Biological process (GO): adenylate cyclase-activating G protein-coupled receptor signaling pathway; regulation of metabolic process
Cellular component (GO): plasma membrane; cytoplasm
Molecular function (GO): corticotropin receptor activity
Source: RefSeq, a predicted model, not a curated record